GUGCAAGUGAAAGCGUGGGAAAGCACAUGCUUGAAGCCUGCAACAACAACCUGGAGAUGGCAGUCACCAUGUUCCUGGAUGGGGGAGGAAUCGCUGAAGAGCCCAGUACCAGUUCUGCGAGUGUCUCCACAGUUAGACCACACACGGAAGAAGAAGUUCGUGCCCCAAUUCCUCAGAAGCAAGAAAUAUUGGUGGAACCAGAGCCUUUGUUUGGUGCUCCCAAAAGACGACGGCCUGCACGUUCAAUAUUUGAUGGUUUCCGAGAUUUUCAGACUGAAACUAUUCGGCAAGAGCAGGAACUAAGAAAUGGCGGAGCAAUAGAUAAGAAACUAACUACCCUUGCAGACCUGUUCCGGCCACCCAUUGACUUGAUGCAUAAAGGCAGCUUUGAAACAGCCAAAGAAUGUGGCCAGAUGCAGAAUAAGUGGCUGAUGAUAAAUAUUCAAAAUGUGCAAGAUUUUGCGUGCCAGUGCCUCAACCGUGACGUAUGGAGCAAUGAAGCUGUGAAAAACAUUAUUCGAGAACAUUUCAUUUUCUGGCAGGUUUAUCACGACAGUGAGGAAGGUCAGAGAUACAUACAAUUUUAUAAGUUAGGGGACUUCCCCUAUGUCUCCAUCUUGGACCCACGAACAGGUCAGAAGUUAGUAGAGUGGCACCAAUUAGAUGUAUCUUCUUUCUUGGACCAAGUGACAGGAUUUCUGGGUGAACAUGGGCAGCUAGAUGGACUCUCUAGCAGUCCUCCCAAAAAAUGUGCCCGAUCAGAGAGCCUGAUAGAUGCAAGUGAGGACAGCCAGCUAGAAGCAGCCAUCAGGGCCUCCCUGCAGGAGACGCAUUUCGACUCCACACAGACCAAGCAGGACAGCCGCUCAGAUGAAGAGUCUGAAUCUGAACUUUUUUCUGGCAGUGAGGAGUUCAUCUCCAUUUGUGGCUCCGAUGAAGAAGAAGAGGUAGAGAAUCUUGCCAAAUCUAGGAAGUCUCCCCACAAAGAUUUGGGGCAUAGGAAGGAAGAGAACAGGAGGUCACUGACAGAGCCCUCCACCAGAACUGAGCCUGGGAUAGCCACAAAUCACCAGGGAUUGCCAGCUUUGGACCCAGAGGUCUUGGAGAUGUCACCUGAAAAGUCAGAUGGAGCUGUGGAGGGCGCAGAUGUAAAUGGACCAAAAGCACAACUGAUGUUGCGGUACCCAGAUGGCAAAAGGGAACAGAUCACUCUUCCGGAACAAGCUAAGCUGCUAGCUUUAGUGAAGCACGUCCAGUCAAAAGGAUAUCCAAAUGAACGUUUUGAACUUCUCACCAACUUCCCUCGGAGGAAACUCUCCCAUCUGGACUAUGACAUUACAUUACAGGAGGCGGGCCUUUGUCCUCAAGAGACUGUCUUUGUACAGGAGAGAAAUUAGCACCUUGGCCUGACCUCUCGGCUUUCCCCUUCCCCUUACUGGUGAUACACCAUAUCACUAAGUAUGCAUUUUGGCUCAUAGGACAAGAGCGCUAAAGUUGGGCAAGCAAGUCACCUGCCUUCUCUUUAUUUCUUGUUCUCGUCUAGAAUUAGUCUCCUCUCCCCUCCCUUCCCUCUCCUAACCUCCUAUUUUUCCCAUGUUCUUUAUUUCUUACUAAUCUGGUGACCAAAUGGAAGUGUAAGGAUAAGAUCUCUCCUAGUAUUAGCAGCAGGAAAUGUGUGUUCUGAUAAGUGAUCUCUUGCACAGCAUUUUUUCAGGGUCAGAUGGUAUUCUCAGACUCCUUCGACAAAUAAUGUGUAGAUUCAGAAUAAGAACAACCUCCCUUUUUAACGAGCCCCCAUUUUUAGUAGGGAGAAGAAUUUUGAACACAUUUUUGUUGUUCUUCAUGUAGGAAACACGAAGUAACAAAAUACCCAAGCUUCUGUUUACAUGGAAAUAACAUUGUUUAUAUUAUUGCUCAUCAUAUGUGAAAAAAAAAAAAGGUUUUUUACAAAAGAUUCCCAUCUUCUCAGCUACACUUUAUUUCCAUGCUGUGUGUUAUUGGCAGAAUGAGUAUUCAGUGUACGGUGUGUAACAUGGGGUGGCUUUCAGUGUCCUAGCCUGACAUGACAUCAUGAUUAUGCUGUUAGUUCUAUUGAUCCUGCUAGUCAUAGAGUGGACAUAAUUUAGUGAGCAUAUUGUGGUGUUGGAUAGGAAGGUGCUUGCUGUUUUUGCCAGUAGAGCAUAUUUGUUCUUUGGCUCCUCCAUUGUCUGGGCCCAUGGUGAGCUGUAGAAGGCAGCUCUUCAGUAAUCAUGCAGUAUAAUGGCUUGUAACGUAACCACUGUGGUUAUUGAUUGUCCUAUGUGCUCAAGGCAUACUUACGUAUGUCCCCGGGGGAAAGAAAAACAUACAGCUGAGAGUUGCUAACCAUGUUCCCUUGGUUAGAAAUGAUUCUUUUUUUAACCCCUGGUUGGAGUAGUUUCUAAAAGGCUCUGGUAACUGACCUUAAUUCCUCAUGCUAUUUUCCCGAGAAGGUGUCAAAACUGAAAAUCUCUUAAGGGGAAGACCUUUAAACUCAGUUCAUAAGACAACUUUAUUAAAGGGGGUAUUGGAGGUUGCAGUAAUCUUCACAUGAUGUGGCUUUUUUUGCCAAGAAAAGCCACAUACAGAUUGUAGCUGGUGAAAGCUUCUUUCAAUGUUAUUUUAAGAAACCACCUUGGGUCUGUAUAAUACUGUUGGCUUAUGAGCUUCACUGUGUGCUCACUUCUUACUUGAGCUUUAAAUAGAGUCCUCUGGUAGGGGAGUAGUGAUCUGGAGGUGAGAUCAGAAAUUAACUUACACCACUUUUUGUCAGUUGGGGACUUUAGUUGAUUCUUCCUUCCAUGGGAGGAACAUAAAUUGCUGUUGCUCAGAGACCUUUAGGUUGCUAUUGACUUGAAGACCGUUUUCUUGGCAACCAGGGGAUUAAAAAAAAAUGAUGCUGUGUGUUGCUAGUCCACAAUUAUAGAACAUGGUUUGUAAUGGUUGGAUUUUUAGGGACCCUCCCUGAAGAAUGAGUUAUGUAUCUCCUUGAGGAAAUCAUGGAAAAUUCUGUUAUUCUUCAGUGAGUCCUUUUGAAUUAAUGUUCUUACAUUUGUUUUCUAAGUCUGUGUAAGUGCUUAUGUAUAAGUAUAUAAUUGUAUAAAUAUUUAUAAAUAUAUUUAUAUAAUUACAAUUUCAUUUAUAUCUUGAGUCAGAGUUCUCUCUGUAGAUUGGUGACUGAGUAAUACCACUUGGGUGUUUUUCAUAGGCUCUUAAGGCUUAACUAGCAGCUUCUGAUCUGUUGUAUCUCUGAACUUGGAUGAUAUACUUGCUGUUUGAGGGUAGAGCUGUCCACUGUCAAAAGUACGCUGGAGGUUACAAAAACCUGGUGGUGGUCCAGGCCAGAUCUAAAACCCGAGGCCACGUGGGUAAGAAGUGAUGGUCUGUGCGGCUGUGCUGUGAGGCACCUGUCUUCACUCCCAGCACGCUCGCAGCUGAAGCCCAGAUUGGUCCAAACUGUGAAGUCCAGAAUAUUCGCUCUAGGACUCUGCUGCAUCCUCUUCCUGCCAGCUUUUCUUUCUGAGCCGCACCUUGGCAGCCUGCAGCAGCAUGUUCAUAAAGGAGAGGACAUAGCACUAGCGUGCCCAUUUAUGAGACACCAAAGUAACUUUCCAACUUGGGUUAGCAUGAGAUGACCCAAGUGUAUGUGUGAUUUAAGUAAGGGACAGAGUGAUACAUUCACCCGGCUUAGAUGCAGUCGGCACGUUUAGAGGACAAGAUGUACAGGAUUUGAUUGUGUGUUGAGGCAGGCGUGCAGUUAUCGCGGGGUUGGUAGGCCCUUGCGGGGAGCUGUGGCUUUUACUCCAGAAGACCAGCUCUGGAGUGUUGCCUUGCUGAAGAACCUCAUCUGCUUAGGGAGGGCGCUUACUCCCAUUUGUAUGCUUCCUCUGCGGGUUCCUUUGCUCUCUGGAGGAAAGGUCUGAUCGAAGAAUUAAAUGAAGUCAGCAAGGUUCAUAGUCAUUCCCCCUCUAGGUUUUUAAAAGAGAGUUUCAAAGGUCAGGAGGGAAGGAACAAGGUAGGCUUUGAGAGUAACAGAAAUACCAUGGAGGGGGUGGAAUGAAAACUAGUGAGGAAAAAGAGGAGUGCACUUGGGUUGGACUUAGGAAGAGCUCAGAGAAGAGAGCAGCACGCGGCGCCCAAGGGGGGAAUGGGGAGCGCGCUGUGAGUACAGGCACGUGCUGUGCGCUCCGUACCCCCUAGAAAUCUCCUGCAGACUCCCGCAUAUGGCUGGCCCUCCUUUAAUAAGCCAGGAGGAAAACUGACGGUCAGAGAACGUGGUCAGGACGCCCAGCCAGUAAGCGGCGCGUCGUAGUUGGAAGGCAGAGCCCUGCCUCCCGCUCCCGGCUGUGCCUGUCCGCGCCCAGGGAGUCCAUUUGCCCAAAGGUCCACUUUGUAAGUUCACAUUUGAUUUUGUUUCCUUAAAGCUAGGGGGAGUAGUUGAGGGAAAGCUUGUGGAGUUUGCACUGUGCCUAUAGUCUUAUUUAUGCCAUUGUUUUGAGAGGCUAAUUAUUAAUUGCUUUUUUUAAAUGAUGCACUGAUGAAAAUGUGAAAAUAACUAUGCGACAUUAUUUGCCAAGACUAAAUCUUAAGGAUAAAAAAGAACUUUAUCUCUUCUUAACUGUUUUUUAGAAAAUAUGUAAUAAUUCUUUCCUGUGUCCCAUCCAUGCUAGGUCUUUGAACCUUCCCUGUAUGUUUUAAAAUCUUCUAUAAAAUUUUACUUCUUGACUGUAUAAGACAAAGUCACUUACUGAGUUCUGAAUCAAAAUUGGAAAUAUUUGAAGUCUUAAGAACUGAUUCUUGACUGUUUUAUCUAGCUAGGCAGAUGGACUACAUAUGAGAUGAUUGAAAAACAUGUAAUGGUUUGCUUUUCUGGGCUUGAACUAUAAUUUCAAUAGAAGUUUAGAAAAGGAAAGGAGUAGUGUAGGUUUUAGUUAGGAAAGUCUUCACGAAGAAAUAAGGCUGAAAGGUGAGAAGCACUGUGGCGCAAAUAUUUUUUGAUUCAUCUCAUGCUUUAGCUCCAUCUGUUGUAAUUACUGGCUUAAAGCAUGAAGUUUUAUCAGUAAGGUGGACAACCAGUACCCAAGUAGGAAAGGAUUGUUGUUUCAAUCCCUACCGCUAAAGAUCCUUAGCAAGCAGGGAUGUCGACGCUGAGAGGAAUCCUGGGGGGAGCCACUAGGAACUGGGAAAUGAAGGAAGGGUUUAGCUUACCUGCCUGGGUACAAAUGAAGUGUCUGGUGUGGAUGAUGUGCAGGAAGGGACUGUAGUAGGGCAAGCGCUGCUACUAAGGAGCUGUUACUUUGUCGCGUCUCUUCCUACCUCCGAGCCUUGGUUCCCCAUCCCAUACUGAGAACAGUAGAUUAGAUGGAUAGUUAAUAGUCUUCGCAAGUAGAAGGACUUACACUUCUAAGUUUGCCACGGGUGGGGAACUGUGGGGCUGACUGUUAAAUGUAAUCAAUUCCAUAUAGAACAUGUAAAUGUGCACCUGGAGUUUCGGAGCCCUGGCAGACACUUAAGGACUCCACACACACUGUAGACCGCUGAUUACAUGAUCUCUGAAGUCCUUUUCCAUUCCACGUUUUGGUGUCUAGUCUAUCCCCUUUAUUAUAUAUUACCCUUAGGCUAAUUAAAAACGUUCUUGUUAAUCA
This is a messenger RNA of Chinchilla lanigera (long-tailed chinchilla), 5663 nucleotides long. It is a transcript of the gene Ubxn7, whose product is annotated as UBX domain protein 7. Gene Ontology annotation, biological process: proteasome-mediated ubiquitin-dependent protein catabolic process. The record is from RefSeq and is a predicted model, not a curated record. Gene Ontology annotation, cellular component: nucleus. NCBI's taxonomy places the organism in Eukaryota, Metazoa, Chordata, Mammalia, Rodentia, Chinchillidae. Gene Ontology annotation, molecular function: ubiquitin binding.